AUGGAGAGUGAAUCGAGAGCUGAUAGUAUCAACGAGGGCGAGGUUGUAAACGCCACCGAAAGCGAGGAGGUAAAGUCCACCGUGGGCGAGGAUGUAAAGAAUGCCGUGAAUGAAGACGAAAAAAUAGACACUACAGACGCAGGUGACAGUGACAGCCACGGCGGUGAUAAGGGAAACAGCGAUGCCGAUCAACUUGAUAACAAACACCCAAGUGAAUAUCUGGAAUUUAGCGAAGAUGCUGACGCACUGAAAGAAGAACUUGAUAGGAUAAUUGUUGUGCUACCUGAUACAGAAGCGCAGACAAGACAAGAGGAGUUGUUUGACCCUGCAGAGUUCCCAUUUUCUUACAAAGAUAAUCUGCCAAAAGAACAGUUAACCUUGCAGUUUGUUGAAAACUUUCGUCGCCAGUAUGUGCAUCUGUAUCAAGAUCGUAAACCGUUAUUCCUCAAUCCUGUUAAUGAAUGUGGUGUGGAGAAAUUUGUGUGUACCACCGUUCGACCAACAUUACUGCCAUACAAAGAACUCAACACCUGGGAUGGUGCGGCUGAAUUUGUUGCAGUCUAUCUUAACUUUGAUACACUGGAACCUCCAUAUGAGCUGCCAACAAGACUUAUUUCUCCAGCUACCAUUUUGAAGCGACAAAGAGGCAACUGUUUUGAAUACAGCACUCUGCUAUGCUCAAUGCUUAUUGGUGCAGGGUAUGAUGCUUACGUUGUGAGUGGAUAUGCCACCAGGGAAACAUGUCUGGCUGAUGAAUCCAGAGAAAUCUGUCCACUUCUGAAGAAGAAAGAUGAGAAAAAGGAAGAAGUGCAGAAGAAGCAAAUAAAAAAGUAUACAGUGAAGCCACCCAAAGAUUUACUAAGCAGAUUUGAACUGAAAAUGGAAGCAAGGAAGAAAGCAGAACUGAAGGCAGAAGAAGAAAAACAAAAAGCUGAACUGGAGCGAAGACAGGCAGAACUGGAAAAGCCGCCUCCAGAUCCUCUUCAUGGUCUUCGCAUUCAUUCAUGGGUUCUUGUCUUAUCAGGCAAGCGUGAAGUACCAGAGACGUUCUUUAUUGAGCCUUUCACUGGACUUUCUCAUACGUCUAACUAUGAAGCGUAUCUUGGAAUUGAGUCCUUGUGGAACCAUAGCAACUAUUGGGUCUGCAUGCAAGACUGUUCAGAUGGUGUUGCAAAAUUAAACUAUGAUCUCGGAGACUGUACCCUGUGGGAAUAUAUGUUUCCAAACCUAGACAAGCCACAGCUUCUCAUUCCUGAGCCAGUUGAAGAUGAAUAUACAGACAGAUUUGAUGAUGAAGACGAG
This is a messenger RNA of Candidula unifasciata, 1302 nucleotides long. The record is from the annotation of a GenBank genome assembly. Lineage: Eukaryota; Metazoa; Mollusca; Gastropoda; Stylommatophora; Geomitridae.